Molecule: messenger RNA, 3320 nt
Organism: Neoarius graeffei (lesser salmon catfish)
Lineage: Eukaryota; Metazoa; Chordata; Actinopteri; Siluriformes; Ariidae
Gene: b3gat1b
Product: beta-1,3-glucuronyltransferase 1 (glucuronosyltransferase P) b
Exons: 10
Coding region: 1410-2396 (328 amino acids)
Biological process (GO): carbohydrate metabolic process; chondroitin sulfate proteoglycan biosynthetic process
Cellular component (GO): Golgi membrane
Molecular function (GO): galactosylgalactosylxylosylprotein 3-beta-glucuronosyltransferase activity
Source: RefSeq, a predicted model, not a curated record
CAAUUUCAGACAUGCUCACUGUCUUACACACACACACACACACACACACACAGUAGUAAAGUAACGUAACUCAGUGUAGGGUUGUUUAUUCAUCACACCCUUUUAUCCAAAGUGCAGUAAAAUCCAGUCCACAGAGGAGAAAGCUGAGCCGCUCAGGAUUGCACAUCUCAGAUGUCUCCGAUUCAGAAGUUUGGCCUGAGUUGCUGCAGUCAUACCCAUCAUGGCCGACUGGCCUUUCUCCUGCAUGAGAAACAGCUGCCCCCAGUCGGUGCACGCAAUCUUCACCCCGAACACCACCAGGUACCCGAAGGACAAAACCCACAGUUUAAAGGACACAGUGAACUGGCCUGGUUUUGCAUCUUAAAGCAGCCGAAUGGGGACGAACUGAGAGUCAGAACUCAGCCAAAUCUCCUCAGAGGAGCCUCGCAGACAUUAAAUACAUUUUGGGAAAGUAAAACACUACAGAGUAAGCUUCACUGACAAAUAUGAACAUGCAAAUCGAUUUGUGGAUUUGGAAAAUGGAUUUGGAUGGAAACUAGUGCCUGAGGAUCUUUUGGGUAGAAUUGGGACAUGACCACGCGGGUGUAAACAUGCCAGAUAUCUUUAUAUCAACCCACCACCGAGCUCUCACAUCAGACACGGUUACAUAAGCUGAGAGAGAGAGAGAGAGAGAGAGAGAUGUCUGUCACCUCGCUGUCUGCUUACACAUUUAGUCCCUCAGUUGCCAUAGCAACAGCCAUCAUUUCAUUCUGAAAAUACACUUUGAUUUGUUUUUAGAACAGAAUUAAAUUCCCCUCUUUUUCCUCCCAAGGUCUUAUUGCUUCUCAGCUCAAUCGUGAGGGAAGAUAUUUAGUGGAGUACACAAACUAUUCCAGAGGAACAGGAAGUUGAGAUGAACUCAGCAAGAAGAAGCCUUCAUGAAUAUUCAUGUUACAGCACCCAUCCAGAAGCCCCCGCUCUCUCUCUCUCUCAGCCACGUGAUGCGAAAGACAAAAACACAGUCUCAUAUUUUCAAACACUUGACUGAGGAGAUCUCGAGCCUGUGAGGCUGUAUUUUCUUCUCUUUGUUCCACUUUGCCAGUCUCCAUCAGCGUCCACAAUUGGUGCCUUUGUUGCUUGGAUGAGAGGGGACAUUCUUCCAGAGGGAUGAUUUUUCUCGUCUCUGCAGGCCCUGGCACUGCAAGGCGUCUGCCCCCGCACCGGCCUCAGUGCCAAGCUGGAGUCCCUCUCAAGCUGACAGACGCACACAAGCUCUGCAAAGGGACAGGAUGUGCGCAUGGUUCAUCCUUGAUACAAUGGAAAUGUUCAACUGUUUCCUCCAGCAUUUCUUCCUGAACCCGUAAUGGCUAUAUGUUGGCUGUGUGUCCCUCGUUAUUAGCUGAUGGCAUGGCGUAGAGCAGGACUUGGACAUGCCGAGGAGACGAGACGCCCUUGCACUAGUGCUGAUUGUGCUGCCGUGGACUUUACUCAUUGGCAUGUGGCAUCAGGGUCCUGUCACUCCACAGCCCACCGCACACAAGAACGGCAGGCAUGAGGUUAUCAACAUACAAAGAAAUCACCUCAAAGAAAAAUGCGUCACAGACAACAGCGUCUUCCAUGAACGUACGUUUGGGUAUCCUCCACCGUGGUCCGACCUGCUGCCCACCAUCCACGUCAUCACGCCGACCUACGCCAGAGCCGUGCAGAAAGCCGAGCUCACGCGCCUCAGCAACACGCUCCUGCAUGUCCCAAACCUGCACUGGAUUGUGGUGGAAGAUUCUCCACGCAGGACGCCACUCGUCUCCAGGCUGCUGAGGAGCUCCAGGGUCAAUCACACGCACCUGAACGUGGAGACACCGCGCGCUCACCGGCUGCGCAGGGAGGGGCGGGGCAGCCGUGUACCACGUGGAACAGCACAGAGGAACCUCGGGCUGCGCUGGCUCAGAGAAAAUCUUGGCCACAGAACCCAGCAUCAGGGGGUUGUGUAUUUUGCUGAUGAUGACAACACGUACAGCCUGGAGCUGUUUGAGGAGAUGCGUUCGACUCAGAAGGUCUCCGUCUGGCCCGUCGCCUUUGUCGGCGGUCUACGUUACGAGUCGCCUAAAAUCAACACCUUGGGGAAAGUGUACGGUUGGAGCACCGUGUUCGACCCUCGCCGGCCAUUUGCGAUCGACAUGGCAGGGUUCGCCGUCAAUCUCCAGCUCAUCCUCAGUAAACCUCAGGCCUAUUUUAAGCUGAACGGAGUUAAAGGAGGAUACCAGGAGAGCAGUUUGCUGGGGGAGCUGGUCACUCUCAGCGAGCUGGAGCCCAAGGCUGAUAACUGUACAAAGGUGCUGGUGUGGCACACUCGGACUGAAAGACCUGUACUCGUGAACGAAGGGAAAAAGGGCUUCACUGAUUUCAACGUGGAGAUCUGAAUAAUCAGAGGUAUUUAAACACUGAUCCCUUCCCACUUUCCCCACAGCAUUGCAGCACAUGAUGUGGGACGUUGCAAUAAUGUUUUCAGAUAAAAGUGACUCUGCACUGACUGGAUGUCAUACAACGCCGCAGAACAAACAGCUUGCAGGCACAACUGAGCUCCCACUGAGCUUUACGAGCAUUUUCCAGCCGCUGUUUGGUAUCUGGACAGAUCUGUGUUUCCUCACACUGAAAAUCAGCGGCAGAAGAAAAAGGCCGUUGUUCGGUGUGAGUCAGCUCUAAGCAAUAGUUUCAUUAUCACAGCGAUUGGGAACGCCAUCUUUAUCCGAGACACACUGAGCCAUUCAGGUCCAAAUGACAAAUACUUUUGUUUGGUGUUUUUUUUUUUUUCUGAAUGUCCACUUUGACUGAGCUAUUUUUGGUCUUGGGAUAAAUCCUGAACCAAAGCCCACAGAUAAAAAGUCAGUGUUAAAAUGUUUGGAGUCACUUUCAGGUGACUUUAAAAGUCUACACACACACACACACACACACACACACACACACACACACACACACACACACACACAGAGUGUGUGGAAAGUCUGGGGACACAUCACCUUUUCCACUCACGACUGAAUGCAAAAGUUUGCACACCCCUCGAACAAAAUGAACCUUUUUUUCUGCAGCGAGACAUUUAGUGUGUUAAGUUUCGUCAGUAUUACUUCAUUAUCACACGUAAUGAAAAUUGAACAUUAACAUAUAAUUUUAGUGCAAUACAUCCUCAACCUAAAGACAGACAGUGUCAUGGAGAAACCUUCAAAAAUAUUUUUAGGUUGAUUUUGUGUUUUAUGUUUUGUAUUCACGUUGUGUUGCGACAAAUUCAGUCCACAUUUUAUUUUUAACAAAUUGAAUUUAUGACAAAUGUGCGUCAAAUGAAAUAAAUU